ACCACCUGACUUCAGCUGUGUCUGUGUGAACAAGAUGGAGAAGCUCAUGAUACUGCUGCUCUUCUGCCAUGAAGCGUUUACAGUCAAACACUCGUUGAAGUUUCAAGUCAUGAUAUCUUCUGGAAAUCCAAACAUCCCUGAUUAUAUGGCUGCAGCAAACUUUGAGGAAGUUGAGAUGGCGUACUAUGACAGCAACAUGAAAACACCAGAACCCAGACACACCUGGGUGAGAAAAUUAAUAGAGAAUGAUCCACAAGACUGGGAAGGGUUUUCUGAGGACGGCAUAAAUUACGAGCAGCUCCUCAGAGUGCAAACAGACAGUUUCAAGCAGCACUCAAACCAAACUGGAGGUGUUCACAUCAUCCAGCAGAUGUUGGGCUGUGAUUGGGAUGAUGAGACUGAAAAGGUUAUAGGUUAUAAUCAAUAUGGUUAUAAUGGGGAAGACUUCCUCACAUUUGACCUGGAGACAGAGACGUGGAUCGCUGCAAACCCCCAGGCUGACACCGCUAAACAGGAGUGGGAUGGAAAUACAGCUAAUAAUCAGUAUUGGAAGAACAUCGUCAUCAACGUUUAUCCUGUCUGGCUGAAGAAGUAUUUGAUCUAUGCAAGUGGUUUUCUGGAUAGACCAGAGCUUCCCUCAGUGUCUCUCCUCCAGAAGACUCCCUCCUCUCCAGUCAGCUGCCACGCUACAGGUUUCUUCCCUCACAGAGCUGUGAUGUUCUGGAGGAAAGAUGGAGAGGAUCUUCAUGAGGGCGUGGACCAAGGAGAGAUCCUCCUCAACCCUGAUGAAACCUUCCAGAUGAGCGUUGACCUGGACAUUUCAUCAGUCACACCUGAAGACUGGAGGAGGUACGACUGGGUGUUUCAGCUCUCUGGAGUGAAGGAUGACAUCGUCACCAAACUGGACAAAGCAGAGAUCAGGACCAACUGGGGAAAUAUUGGGAUUAGAAAGGAUGAAGAGACGCCCAGUGAAAAGACCCUCCCCAUCGUUGUUGCAGUGGCUGUUCUUGUAAUCCUCAUUUCUGUUAUUGGAUUUACUGUUUACAAAAAGAAGAAAGCCAAACUCCCUGCACCUCCUCCUGACAACGUCUCUGAACUCAGUGAGAAGCUGAAUCCAGAAACCUGAUCGACAAACACACCGUCCUGCACGCACAGGGUGACGUCAUGUAGUAUGACAAAAAACACAAUGGCGGCUUUGUAUGAGGUUAAGGGAGGUUAUUAAGAGACGGAGAGAGAAAUUCUCAGGUGCUUACGUUUUAAUUCAUGAGCCCUGUUGGAGUUGAAUUUUUGGAAAAAGUUUACUGUUUUAUGUGACUAUUUUCUGACUAUUGUCAAAAAUCACUAAUAUAUGUAUAUUUUCUGACUUAUGUCUAUUGCAGAAACCUUUGGCGUCACUUGCUUAAAUCACAUUUGAAAUCCUAAUUUCAAUUUCAAUUUCUUUUAAUCUGUGAUAAAAAAA
This is a messenger RNA of Seriola dumerili (greater amberjack), 1459 nucleotides long. RefSeq names its product major histocompatibility complex class I-related gene protein-like. The transcript is spliced from 7 exons. The record is from RefSeq and is a predicted model, not a curated record. Gene Ontology annotation, biological process: immune response. Gene Ontology annotation, cellular component: external side of plasma membrane. Bases 35 to 1126 code for a protein of 363 amino acids. Lineage: Eukaryota; Metazoa; Chordata; Actinopteri; Carangiformes; Carangidae.